UGAUGGGCAGGACAUGGAUGUUUACGAGGUGGAGUCGCGCAUCCCGCUCCCGCGACCCUUCCCUCUGAGCCACCUGCUGCACGAGAAGAACUCCGUAGUAGUGCAGACGCAGAUCUCGCACGUCAACCGGCGAGACAACAGCCACCUUCUCAAAGUCGUCUCUAAGAUCUCCCUGCCCACGCCGCCGUAUACACUGGAGCACGCGGAGGUCACGCAGACGGAGCUGAUCAGAGAGAAGUUCAGGCAGAAUGAGGAGAUGGAGGAGCUGCAGCGCAGACAGGAGGAGCUGCAGGAGCGUCUGUGUGAGGAGGAGCGCGCGCGGGAGCAGCUGGCACUGGAGCUGCACAGAGCUGAAGGUGUGUGUGUGUGGUGUGAGAGAGAGAGUGUGUGAGUGUGUGUGUGUUGUG
This is a messenger RNA of Cyprinus carpio (common carp), 407 nucleotides long. RefSeq names its product A-kinase anchor protein 9-like. The transcript has 2 exons. Lineage: Eukaryota; Metazoa; Chordata; Actinopteri; Cypriniformes; Cyprinidae. The record is from RefSeq and is a predicted model, not a curated record. Gene Ontology annotation, biological process: signal transduction. Gene Ontology annotation, molecular function: molecular adaptor activity. Bases 14 to 391 code for a protein of 125 amino acids.